This is a messenger RNA of Fragaria vesca subsp. vesca, 687 nucleotides long. Its product is annotated as transcription factor TT2-like. NCBI's taxonomy places the organism in Eukaryota, Viridiplantae, Streptophyta, Magnoliopsida, Rosales, Rosaceae. The record is from RefSeq and is a predicted model, not a curated record. The transcript is spliced from 3 exons. The coding region runs from base 1 to 687 and encodes 228 amino acids.
AUGGGAAGAAGCAGCUCUCGUUGUGAUAAGGAGGGAGCAAACAAAGGGGCCUGGACUGCUCAUGAAGAUCAGGUUCUGAGAGACUAUGUCAAAGAGAACGGUGAAGGGAAAUGGGGGAAAAUGUCGAGGGAAACAGGUCUGAAGAGAUGUGGAAAGAGUUGCAGGCUAAGGUGGUUGAAUUAUCUGAGGCCUGAUAUCAAGAGAGGAAACAUUACAGAGGAUGAAGAAGAGCUCAUCAUUAGGCUUCAUAAACUCUUAGGCAACAGAUGGUCACUGAUAGCCGGAAGGCUUCCAGGGCGAACAGACAAUGAGAUAAAGAACUACUGGAAUUCUACCUUAAGGAAGAAACAGGAAAACAGCUCAAGACGGUCUAGAAAUGAGAGGAAAACCAUCAAGGACCCUUAUUUGACCAACAAUGAAAUCAGAUCAACAAGCAGCACCAGAAAUGAAUCAGCAGAACAACCAUUUCUCUCUGGAGUUGAAAGGACAGAAUCAGAUUCUGGUGAUGGAUUCUUGCCGACCACCACCGGUGAAAGUGAUAUGGCAUGGAACUUCAUAAUGGAUCUAAAUGCAGGACAACUUAGCAUAUCUGAGUUUCUUCAUACUGACUUCUCUAAGCUUUGUGAAUUGAAUACCAUGGUCGUCGACUGCACGAAUGGUGCAGACAUCGGUCAUUUAGAGUUAUAA